AUGAAGAACAUCCACCAAGUCAGGGAACAAUGGAGUGCUUAUCUCCGAUCCAUAUCGUCGUUCGAGGCCCUGCAAGCUGCAUCCCUUUCUGACCUCAAUAUCGCAAACGGAAUCGGCCAUCACGCUCUCAGGUCGCUUCUAUGGAAGUCUCUUCUUCUUUGUCAUAAACUUGACCUCUCCACCCUCAUCGCCGCUGUCCGGAAGGAGCGCUCGGCCUACGGUGACCACAAAGCCAAAUACCUCCGGCCACCUAACAACGAACAAGACCCCGAGCGAUUUGCCGGAUCAGACCCUCUGGCAGAUGACGAGUCGAGUCCUUGGACUUCACUCCGCCAUGAUGAGCUACUCCACGAUGAGAUCCAAAAGGAUAUCGAUCGCACAUACCCGGAUACUGAAUUCUUUCGGUCUGCUGAUGUUCAAGUGACCUUAUCGAACGUACUAUUUGUAUGGAGUAAACUUAACCCCGAUACCUCCUACAGACAGGGUAUGCAUGAAUUGGCAGCGCCUGUAUAUUGGGUUAUACAUUCGGACGCUAUCGAAGAACGACUAGAUUCUGAAAAACCUGAUGGAGAGUUUACGUCGGUAUCGGUAUCUACACCUGGAAAAGCUGAUAAAGAAAGUAUUAUGAAAGAACUUCUGGAUGCGAAGUAUAUCGAACAUGAUACUUUCUCCCUCUUCCAGAAGAUCAUGCUUUUCGCAAAAUCGUGGUAUGAAAUGGGACAUGGCGAGGAAAAGACUGUCGGGGGUGUACCAGCUAGCAGUCCUAUCGUACGGAAGAGCGAGUAUAUCCACGAAGGUCUUCUUGGAGUCGUGGACCCAGAAUUAGCCUACCAUCUUGAUCAGCUAGGGGUUCUCCCGCAGAUAUUUCUUAUCCGCUGGGUUCGACUUAUGUUCGGCCGUGAAUUCACUUUUGACGAAACACUAGGUCUUUGGGAUGGAAUCUUCGUCGAAGAUCCAACUCUUCAGAUUGUUGACUAUAUAUCGGUCGCCAUGAUACUACGAAUAAGGUGGAAGCUACUCGAAGCAGAUUACUCCACCGCUCUAACCCUCCUCCUUCGUUACGAAUCUCCUUCCUCGACCCCUCCGUUAACCCUCCUCAAAGACGCCAUUCAUCUCCGUGAUGACCUUUCGACCCACACCGCCUUCAGAUUGAUCACAAAACACACUUCUAGACCCCCGAAUUCUAGUCCACCGCCGUAUAUUCGCUCAGGAACUCCCCCGCCUCCUCAACCGUCCGUCCUCACACUAUCCCCCCGACUCACCGGCGCUAGCGUGGUUAACAAUCUUCACCUCAACAACAUUGAAAGUUUAAUGCAUGAUGUCGCCUCAAAAAUGCGAGAUAGGUCUGAAAGAUGGGGUGUUAACAAGGCACUAAGAGAAGCCAUGGGAGAAGUUAAACGUGUAUCUGCAGGUGUUGGUGAGCAACAGCGGGAUAUUCUGAAACGGUGGACGGACAGCAUGGAGCGACAGACAGUCUUAGGGGCAAUUCUGGAAGAAGGAAUUAAAGUCCUCGAGGAAGACUUCACAACUGAAAUUACAAAUGAAAAACUGGAAAGCGGUAGUAGCACUUCAAACGAAGCUGAGAGACGGCGAAAAGACGCCAUUGAACGGAUUAAAUACGUUCGAAACUGUCUGCUGGACUCCAAAACGGCAUUGGAUAGAAGAUGGUUGACUGAGGUGCCCGAUACGGUACCUAAUCCAGGUACUCCGAAAGAAAGCCUACGAGCAGCAGCAGCAUCAGCUACCUCACCGCAACUAUCAUCGCCACCAACAUCUCCACCGUCAUUCGUCAGCAAACCACCCCCAUUCCCCACCUACUUUCACCCAAACAAUACCAAUACCCCACCGCCACCAAUCCCAGAGUCCGACCUCACUCGUCUCCCAGAUCCAAUAACACCUCAACCUCCAAUAACCGCAGACCUAUCAACUCCACCCUUUCAACAACAACCCCAAUUACCACAGCAAAGAACAAGACAACCCCUCGCCUCACCGUUCGUUCCAAAAUCUACAGGUCUACCUCUCUGGAAACCCCCAUCGUCGUCUUCCUCCAGAUCAGUAUCUGAAACCCCAACCCCAUCAGCAAUCUCCAAACCCCGUCGUUCACUUGCACAGUCUCAAUUCGCAUGGAUGUUAGGCGAUGACGCCGCAGACAAGGGCCGCGGCGGGUUUUUUGGUAGCGCAGCGGGAGGAGGAGGAGGAGGUGGUGGUGGUGGUGGUGGAGGAUCAUCAUCCGGAUCUAAGAGUUUCAGUGGACCAAGUGGUAGACGUGGCGGCGCAUCUGUGGAUCAUAAUGCAUUAUUCGGUGCCCCUGACGAUGGUGACGGAGGCGAUAAGAAAGGUGGGCUAUUUGGGAACUCAUGA
Messenger RNA from Orbilia oligospora ATCC 24927, 2361 nucleotides. RefSeq lists its product as uncharacterized. Lineage: Eukaryota; Fungi; Ascomycota; Orbiliomycetes; Orbiliales; Orbiliaceae. The coding region runs from base 1 to 2361 and encodes 786 amino acids. The transcript is spliced from 6 exons. Gene Ontology annotation, biological process: activation of GTPase activity. Gene Ontology annotation, molecular function: GTPase activator activity. The record is from RefSeq and is a predicted model, not a curated record.